This is a messenger RNA of Asparagus officinalis (garden asparagus), 1971 nucleotides long. RefSeq names its product probable replication factor C subunit 1. The transcript is spliced from 11 exons. The record is from RefSeq and is a predicted model, not a curated record. The coding region runs from base 101 to 1765 and encodes 554 amino acids. NCBI's taxonomy places the organism in Eukaryota, Viridiplantae, Streptophyta, Magnoliopsida, Asparagales, Asparagaceae.
CAAUCAAAAGCCAUUGGUGACAGCCAUUGUUCUCAUUAGAGUCUCCGUUACACUCUCUUCUUGUUUCCAAUCUCUCUCUGCUCUAUUCUUCUAAAUUUCCAUGGAGAUUCUUCCAUCAGAUCCAAAGGGAGAAGAACUGGCCGUGAUUGAGGAGGAUGACCUGUUCUAUGAAGAGAUUGAGGCGCCAAAGUUUGUAGACUUCACAGUCCCUGAUCGUUCAAAGCCUGACGAUAAAUCCUGGUUCUGUCUUCGAAUUGGAUGUGAUCAACAGCAUGAGGAAGUUGAUCCCGAUGCUCUUUAUCGAAGUUUCUUAAUGCGGGUCAUGGCAGCAAGAAGCCCAAACAUCAAGCUUCAAAAAUCCUUAAACCCACAAGCUCCAAGUUCAAUUAAGAAAUGCCCGCGAUCUGCACCCGCAAAAUCAGUCAAAGACAGAAUCUCAAAAAUGAGCAGAAUCACUUCAAUCCCUGAUAAAAUGGCAAAUGAUAAGCUAAGAAACCAUCCAGUAUCUAGUUUGAGAUCAACCCCAAAUAAUACAAAGUCAAAAUCGCAACCUUCGACUAGUGAUAAGAAAGCAUUAACGACUCCAAGGGCCAAAAAAUGGCCGAGCAUCCAUGAGCCUUUCCGUAGUGUUAAGCCCCAAAAAGCUCCUGUUGAAGUCUCAAAGAUCAAAAGUGCUGCAAAGGCACUAUUUUUAGGAACUCCAAAGAAAUAUGACGAGGCUAGUAAAUCGAGCAAUUGUACCGCCUGUGGUCUAAAUAUCUUGGAAGUAAGUUGUAAGAAAGAUGAAGGGACUUCUUCUAUGAGUUUGAAGAAACCAAAUGAGCCAAGAGAAGCAGAUAUCAAUAGUAUUUCAAGUGAUCAUAGUGCAGUAAAGCCAAACACAGAAGAAAAUUUUCCAACUACAUCGGUCUUAAUUGUAAAGGAGGAUCACUCUGAGGAGGGUCCUAAAGAAAAUCUUGUUGUGGUGGAAGCUUUGAAUGAAAUACACACUCAAGCUGGAGUCAAGGAGAAUGUUGCUGAAUCUGAUGAUGAUAAAGAAAAUAAUUCUAACACAAGCAGAAAUGUGAAGUCAAGCACCACAAAUUCUGAGAAUGGAGUGCAAUUAGAGACUAAUGAGAAUAUCCCACAAAAGGAAAUAAGAGCUCCAAGCAAAAAAGGCCAAGAGCAUGGCUCUCAAGCAGGAAAGGUCAAGAGAACUACAAUUCUGAAGCCCUUCAGGCUGAGAACCGAUGAAAGAGGAAUUCUUAAGGAAGCAAACUUGGAGAAAAAAAUACAGCUCGAGGCUCUUAAAGAAACCACUAUGGGCAUCUUUAGGCAUGGAGAUGGGAAGCAGCAGAAUGGAAAGCCAACCCAAGAAAAGAAACAAAAAAUUAGUCCAGAUAAAGGACAGAAAGCUGAAACUAAUCAAACAAGAAAACCUCGAGUGAGAUUUGUUGAAUCCAGAUAUGCUAAAAGUAUCCCCAAGUGCCAUAAGUCAGAAAAUAAUAAGGAAAAUGAAGAAUCACAAAAAAAGAUUGUGAAGACAACAACAUCAUCAAGGCAAAUUCUAAAGGCUAAAAGUGUGACAGCAGCAAGUAAGGUGCAAACUUCUCGGUUAAUAGGGAAGGGAGCACUUGCUGCUAAGACUCAAGUUGAAGAGAAGAAAACGGCCAAUGCAACAUCUUCAAAAGGGAAGAGGCCUUUAGCUAUUUCAAAAGUAUCAAUUUGUCACAGACUCGACGCACCAAAGAGUUCCAGAAGGAGGCCAGAGAUGACAAAGCCAUGAAAACCGGUGCUCUCUUGUGUUCAAUAGUUUUAUUGAAUUCGUUUGAGCUAUUUCUUGUGUGAAAUUUGUGUGCUUCUUCACUUUUUGUGUACUCGGGAAUAGCGAUGUGCUUUUUCAUUUUCCUCUUUUGUUGUAAUGAGAUUGUGUUUUGAGUUCAUAGAAUCAAAACAGAAGUAUUUUAUAGAGAUAUGAAGUUGCCUUUGUUU